This is a messenger RNA of Ambispora gerdemannii, 387 nucleotides long. The record is from the annotation of a GenBank genome assembly. NCBI's taxonomy places the organism in Eukaryota, Fungi, Glomeromycota, Glomeromycetes, Archaeosporales, Ambisporaceae.
ACCGAAAUCGCCGUCAUCUAUGCUAUGAUCUUGGUUGACAUGUUGCAAUUCCUCGAAUGCCCGCCUCGUAACAAGCAGGAUGAUCUGAAAAACUGGAUGGCCAUUUUUGGUUGGAGACUGGUUAAUCCACAGGAAAUUAUAAAGCCACCGAAAGUGCUAGUACGCGAAGCAGAUGAAGGAACACAACUAGGCGUUAACUAUCGUCCCAAAAAUGCAAACAGUUCUUACCUCGCGCCUCUAGAAGACAUACACUGGAUGUUCUCAUUUGCCCGUAACGUUCCCGUUAGGUGUUUCCGUUUGGCAAUUGUUAUCGUUAAGCUAACGGGUAAUCCACAUUACGUAAAGGAAUACGGUAACGGGGCAAAUGAGAACACCCACUGUAAUCGG